Messenger RNA from Sphaerodactylus townsendi, 2400 nucleotides. It is a transcript of the gene LIPG, whose product is annotated as lipase G, endothelial type. Gene Ontology annotation, biological process: lipid metabolic process. The record is from RefSeq and is a predicted model, not a curated record. Gene Ontology annotation, molecular function: protein binding; lipoprotein lipase activity. NCBI's taxonomy places the organism in Eukaryota, Metazoa, Chordata, Lepidosauria, Squamata, Sphaerodactylidae. Bases 221 to 1753 code for a protein of 510 amino acids. The transcript has 10 exons.
CGCCCCCGGCCGGGCUUAGAAAAAGCGGCGCUCGCGCCCGCGCCGGGCUGCGGGGUUUGCACCGGCGGCGGGGUUUGCUUUGCAGCGCGCCUGGCCUCUGGAGCUGCGCUUCGCUCCCCGUCGCCUCCUUUGCAAGACCCCCUCCGUCCCCCACCCCCCCCGGGGAAAAAAGCAAAGGGCGCAAAAACAAAGGGAGGCAGCGAGUCGCCCAAAGAAAGCCAUGAGCCCCUUGGCCGCGUGGCUGUGGUUGCUGGGGGUGGCCGCUUGCGUCUCCGGGGAGGACUCGGUGCCGCUGCCCGCCACAGAUGCCCGGGAAGCCGAUGGUGCCUCUUGGCUUCGGAGUCCGGACGGCGAGCCAACGCAAGUUCGGAGGCUGCAGGUGAAAUUUGCCGUUCGCUCCUCCGCUGACCCGGAUGGCAGCUGCUACCUCGCUGUGGGCGACAAGCAGAAGUUGGAAGACUGCAAGUUCAACGUGUCCUCCAAAAGCUUCUUCGUCAUCCACGGGUGGACAAUGAGCGGCCUGUUCGAAACGUGGCUGGGCAGCCUGGUGCGGGCUCUCUUGGAACGGGAGAAGAGUGCCAACGUGGUGGUGGUUGACUGGCUCGACUAUGCCCACCAGCUCUACCCCAACGCUGUCAACUACACCCAAGUGGUGGGGAAGGAGGUGGCGAAGCUGCUGGACUGGCUGCAGGUAAAGUUUGCGAGAGACGGCUUCAAGUAUCGAGCGCGGAACGUCCACUUGCUUGGAUACAGCCUCGGUGCGCAUGUGGCUGGCUUUGCCGGAAACUAUGUACGUGGGACAAUAGGUCGGAUUACAGGUUUAGAUCCAGCGGGUCCGAUGUUUGAAGGAGUUGAACCCAACAAGCGUCUCUCUCCGGACGAUGCGGAUUUUGUGGACGUCUUGCACACGUAUACAAGGGAAGCUCUGGGUGUCAGCAUCGGGAUUCAGAUGCCCGUGGGUCACGUCGAUGUCUACCCCAAUGGAGGAGAUGUCCAGCCAGGGUGUUCCUUGACUGACGUCUUGGGAUCCCUUGCCUAUGGGAAUAUCGGGGACGCCAUGCGGUGUGAACACGAGCGCUCCGUGUUCCUCUUUGUGGACUCGCUGGUGAACCAAGAUAAGCAGAGCUUCGCCUUCCAGUGCACCGACUCCGGCCGCUUCAAAAAAGGGAUCUGCUUGAGCUGCCGGAAGAACCGCUGCACCGGCAUCGGCUACAACGCCAAGAAGAUGCGCAACAAGAGGAACACCAAGAUGUAUUUGAAAACACGGGCUGACAUGCCUUAUAAAGUUUAUCACUACCAAAUGAAGAUACACGUCUUCAGCUACAAAAACAUGGGAGAAACCGAGCCCACCUUCUCUGUUACGCUGCACGGCACCAACAGCGACUCCCAGCCCCUGCCUUUGGAAAUAUACGGGCAGAUAGGACUGAACUUCACCAAUACUUUCCUGGUUUACACCGAAGAAGACGUGGGAGAUGUCCUGAAGAUCAAGCUCACGUGGGCGGGAUCCAACGAGUCGUGGUACAGCCUGUGGAAGCAGCUCAGGAGUUACUGGUCUCAGCCGGACGGUUCAGUCAAGGAGCUUCGGAUCAGGCGUAUUCGGGUGAAGUCUGGAGAAACUCAGAAGAAGCUCACUUUUUGUGCAGAGGACCCCCAGGUGACCAAGAUCUCUCCCGGCAAAGAGCUCUGGUUCGUGAAAUGUCGUGAUGACUGGCAGGUGAAGAAUCGAACCAGAUCAGCGACCAACUUGCUCUGAAACGUCCCCCUUUGGAGACUUGCUGUACUCAGCGGGGAAUCGAACUGGCCAAAACGGUGAGAGGAGGCGAAUGCCGAAGAGGACAGCUGAACAAACCGGCUACUGCGUCUCUGGCUUCUUAUCUUUCCUUCUUGCACUCUCAGCGCCUGACUGUGUAAAGGCGGAACUCUCCGUCUCCUCAAAAUGUGACAAUGUGAACGCUGUUUCUAGGAACACGAGAAUGUCCUGUAUUUAUGCCUACCCCUCUUAUGACUAACUUAUUUAAAGCGACAGUCUGUUAGUAAAUCGGCCCUCUUUUUGGGAGAGCCCAAUGUGUGCCUAAACCGGCUUGUCCGGAUGAGCAACUGCUUGCUGUCCAGUCUCUCUGUCUUCUGUUCUCCACUCACAAACUACGAGCACACAGUUGCUACUGGAAUACUUUGCUUGCCUUGUCAAAAGGCCACUCUGCAUAUUCUGACCUGAGAGAGGAGUGUCUUCCAGCAUCUGCUAUUGAAGAGGAACUCGACAACGGAACCCUAACUCUUAAUGAGAGCCAGCGUGGUGUAGUGGUUAAGAGCAGGUGCACUCUAAUCUGGAGAACCGGGUUUGAUUCCCCACACUGCCACUUGACCUGUGGAGGCUUAUUUGGUGAAUCAGAUUAGCUUGUG